This is a messenger RNA of Trichoderma virens Gv29-8, 921 nucleotides long. RefSeq lists its product as uncharacterized. NCBI's taxonomy places the organism in Eukaryota, Fungi, Ascomycota, Sordariomycetes, Hypocreales, Hypocreaceae. The record is from RefSeq and is a predicted model, not a curated record. The transcript is spliced from 3 exons. Bases 1 to 921 code for a protein of 306 amino acids.
AUGAGCUCCAAAGGCAAAGAGAAGCAGCCAAGAAUACAAUUUCUCAACCUGACAAACCCUAGCGACGCCACUAAAUCGGAUGCACUCACUGUUAUACGUUCACAUGUGGCAAAAAACACACAUGGCCGCAAGCAAGCAAGUCGCCGGGUUCGCUUAGAGAUUCGGCAAUACCAGCCUGCCGCCGGAUCAAGCAAACUUAAUGAUCACGGGCAGCAAGAAGAUGUUGACACACAGUUGGUGCAUGUAACUGAAGAACGUCAUCUGCAAGUAGCACACCAACUAAAGCAUACCGAGGAAGCUCGACCAAUCGAGCUAGAAAUAUGGAUGCCCAAUCCCCAAACCUCUGUGACAUCAAAUCGAAGAAACCCCUUCCAGAGCACCGCAAGAGCCGUUUCUGAUUCCGAGAAUUCAUUGAUUGAUCAUUAUAUCACCUAUGUCGUUGACCACGGGUAUACAGAUUGUAUUCAUACUGAGACUGAACAACUCCUUCUCCAAAAUGUCCGGUCGCAGUUUGUGCCAUGGUCACUUACAGAGCGAGGCCUCCAGGCCGGCCUCUUUAUGGCAGCCUGCCGGAGUUUAUUAACUCUACAUCCUGAAAACGAUUCCUAUAGAGUUUCCCUGCUCAAGUACAAGAGUGAAUGCAUCAAAAUACUUCGCGCCGCGCUUUCAGACUCAGAUGGAGGGGAUAUCAGCGAUUAUAGUAUUGCUUUGGCUUUGGUAUUAUCAACGGAAGAGUUUCUUUCUGGGAAUGUAACGGAAUACCGACUGCAUGGUGAGGGCAUUCUCAGGAUGGUUCAUUUGAGAGGAGGGUUCAAGGAUCUUGGCCCAGAUGGCCUCCUAGGAUAUCUCUUGGCGCGAUCCGUCUAUAAUCCAAUCUUUAAAUUUGUGGAUGGGCCUGAUGUUACAGAAUUAAUGCAAUAG